Molecule: messenger RNA, 32724 nt
Organism: Porites lobata
Lineage: Eukaryota; Metazoa; Cnidaria; Anthozoa; Scleractinia; Poritidae
Source: the annotation of a GenBank genome assembly
CAAAAAUGGGAUGCAAGACCCUCUGUGCGGUUUUUGUGGUCAUUGUCAGCGUCUCGAUCGUAGUUGUUCCUAUGCUACUAAGCAAAUAUCUGUUCCAAAUCGGUGAGGGGCCUCGAAUCGAUGAACAUGAAUGGUGGGGGAAAGGACAAGAGAGCCACGAGCAGAAAGAAGACACUUCCAUUAACCGAAUUUAUAUGAGUUUAUCGGAUGAAAUCCUGUCUGAUCUUAAGGACAGACUUUCUAAGACUUACUUCUUUGAAAACUUGGAGGGAAUCGAUUGGGAAUAUGGAAUAAACCCUGACUAUAUGAAACAACUUGUUGAGUACUGGAAAACAAAGUUUGAUUGGCGCAAACAGGAGACACUUAUUAACACUUAUCCUCAGUUUAAGACAAAGAUAAGCGGAAUAGAGGUUCACUUUGUGCAUUAUAAACCAGAUCAACUAAAAGAAGGUCAGCGUUUGAUUGCUAUAAUGAUGGUGCAUGGAUGGCCUGGGUCAUUUUAUGAGUUCUACAAAGUCAUUCCAAAAUUGAUUGCUGCUUCCACAGAUGAUUAUGCCUUUGCAAUUGUCUGCCCCUCUAUACCAGGCUAUGGUUUGUCUGAAGCACCUCAUAAGCCAGGCUUUGAUACAUUUGCUGCUGGGCGUGUUUUUACCAAGCUGAUGGAUCGGCUUGGAUAUGAGUCGUAUUAUGUUCAGGGUGGAGACUGGGGCAGUGCAAUUACUAAGGCAAUGGCAAUUAUGAAUCCAAGGUGAGUGUAGAUGCUUUUAACCAUAAAUCCUGCUUCUUAUAUCUACUUGUUACAUGGCUUUUGAUGGUACUGCGAGAUAAUCUGUUUUGACAUAAAAUUAUGAGAAUAUAUGCUGCUGUAAUAAGAAAUAUCACACAUCUUUUAAUACUGCAGGCUUGCUUGUAAAGUUGAACUAGGGUCAACUUCAGAGGGGUGCAGGCAUAAAUGACUGGUAUGGGUUCUGUUGCUGGUGACUUCUGUUCUCAUAUUGAAAUGGGUAGUCCCAAGGUCUUUGUUAUAUGCAGGGUAGUCAAAAUGCGCUGGCAACCGGCACUAUCACCGGCUACUUUAAGGCUUUUGCCGCCUGUAACCUGGGAAACACAUGUCCCUAGUGAUAUGUGUUCCCCUACCUGGAAAACAAAUAUCCCUAGUGAUAUGUGUUCCCCCACCUUGGAAACAUAUCCCUAGUGCUAUGUGUUCCCCAACAAGGGAAACACAUAUCCCCAGUGAUAUGUGUUCCCCAACCAAGGAAACACAUAUCACUAGUGAUAUGUGUUCCCCCACCUGGGAAACACAUAUCCCUAGUGAUUAGUGAUGUGUUCCCCCACCUGGAAAACACAUAUCCCUAGUGCUAUGUGUUCCCCAACCAGGGAAACACAUAUCACUAGUGAUAUGUGUUCCCCCACCCGGGAAACACAUAUCCCUAGUGAUAUGUCUUCCCCCACCUGGGAAACACUUAUCCCUAGUGCUAUGUGUUCCCCAACCAGGGAGACACAUAUCUCUAGUGCUAUGUGUUCCUCCACCUGGGAAACACACAUCCCUAGUGAUAUGUGUUCCCCAACCAGCGAAACACAUAUCACUAGUGAUAUGUGUUCCCCCACCUGGGAAACACAUAUCCCUAGUGAUAUCUGUUCCCCUACCUGGGAAACACAUAUCCCUAGUGAUAUCUGUUCCCCCACCUGGGAAACACAUAUCCCUAGUGAUCUGUGUUCCCCUACCUGGGAAACACAUAUCCCUAAUGAUAUGUGUUCCCCCACCUGGGAAACACAUAUCCCUAGUGAUAUGUGUUCCCCCACCUGGGAAACACAUAUCCCUAGUGCUAUGUGUUCCCGAACCAGGGAAACAAAUUUCCCUUGUGAUAUGUGUUCCCCAACCAGGGAAACACAUUUCACUAGUAAUAUGUGUUCCCCCACCUGGGAAACACAUAUUCCUAGUGAUUAGUGAUGUCUUCCUCUACCUGGAAAACACAUAUCCCUAGUGAUAUGUUCCCCAACCAGGGAAACACAUUUCACUAGUGAUAUGUGUUCCCCCACCUGGGAAACACAUAUCCCUAGUGAUAUGUGUUCCCCAACUAGGGAAACACAUUUCACUAGUGAUAUGUGUUCCCCCACCUGGGAAACACAUAUCCCUAGUGAUAUGUGUUCCCCAACCAGGGAAACACAUAUCACUAGUGAUAUGUGUUCCUAGUGAUAUGUGUUCCCCCACCUGGGAAACACAUAUUCCUAGUGAUAUGUGUUCCCCCACCUGGGAAACAGAUAUCCCUAGUGCUAUGUGUUCCCGAACCAGGGAGACACAUUUCACUAGUGAUAUGUGUUCCCCCACCUGGGAAACACAUAUCCCUAGUGAUAUGUGUUUCCCUACCUGGGAAACACAUAUCACUAGUGAUAUGUGUUCCCCCACGUGGGAAACACAUAUUCCUAGUGAUAUGUGUUCCCCCACCUGGGAAACACAUAUCCCUAGUGAUAUGUGUUUCCUCCACCUUGGAAAUGCAUAUCCCUAGUGCUAUGUGUUCCCCAACCAGGGAAACACAUAUCCCUAGUGCUAUGUGUUUUCCCUACCUUGUAAACACGUGUCCCUAUUGAUAUGUGUUCCCCCACCUGGGAAACACAUAUCCCUAGUGAUAUGUGUUCUCCUGACCUGUUAAAAAGAUAUCUCUAGUGGUAUGUGUUUCCCCACCUUGGAAACACAUAUCCCUAGUGAUUUAUAAUCCUCUUCCUGGGAAACACAUAUAUCCCUAGUGAUAUGUGUCUUCCACCUGGGAAAAACGUAUCCUAGUGUAUGUCCCCUGCCUGGAAAACACGUAUCCCCAGUGAUAUGUGUUUUUCCUCCUGGGAAACACGUAUCCCUAGUGAUACGUGUUCCUCUACCUCUGAAACACAUAUCCCUAGUGAUAUGUGUUACCCUGCCUGGGAAACACAUAUCCUUAGUGAUUUAUAAUCCUCUUCCUGGGAAAGAGAUAUAUCCAUAGUGAUAUGUGCUUCCCUACCUUGGAGACAUACCUCUCUAGUGAUGUGUUCCCCUACCUGGAAAACACAUAUCCCUUGUGAUAUGUGUUCUUCCUCCUGGGAAACAUAUAUCCUAAGUGAUAUGUGUUCCUCUACGUGAGAAACACAUAUCCCUAGCGAUAGUGAUUUACCCAACCUAGGAAACACAUAUCCCUAGUGAUAUGUGUUCCCCUACCCAGGAAAGACACAUUCGUCUCCGGAUCCAGUAUAUUACUGAGAGGGGCCACAUUCUGCUUUAAGUAUUUAUAAAACUGUUACGUUCUCACUGCUUCAGCUCUAGGUUUUUUUCUUUUUCCUAAGUUAAAGAUUUUUCCUAUUUGUCACCAGGUCUCUUUGGAGUUCUGCAUAUAUUGAUAUUAGACAUGCCUUUGCUGAUAGACUCCCGUUUCUUCCGUCCACAAGUUUGUUUGAACCUCUUCUUUUUAUCUCGCUUUAGUUGUCUCUGUUUUGAAUUAUUAAUGUUAUGAGAAAUAUUCUCCCCAAGGGAUUGCAAGUUUUCUUUUUCUGUUUCGCAUUCCUGAUCGAACCAUUUGUUUUGUGGUUCACAUUUAACUUUGCUGCCUCUCGCUUCUUUGCAUGCUUCCACCAAAGUUUCACUUAGUAAUUCAUAUGCAGUAUCGAUGCUAUCAUGUUUGACAGCUGCUUAGUCACUAACCUGGAUUGAACUGUUUACAUAUAUCAAUAGUGAUAUGUCUUCCUCUACUGGUGUUUGUUGUUUGCCGGAAACACAUAAUCCGAGAGGUUUUCCGCUACCUUCCCCCUUAUUCUCCUGCGACGGUAAAGAACCACUAUGUGGAUGUUUUUGACAACCCUGUGAAUGUCUUUUUGACAAUAUGUACAUAGGCGACAUAUGAGAACCACCAAGGCUUAACAAGGCCACUUUCUUAUUUUAAGCAAUAACCCACACCCCUUUCAGGGGAUAAAAAAGAAUGAGAAUAAUUAGAGGCAGGGAAAGCUGAGGGGAAUGGAAAGAUAACCUGCAGAAGAGGCAUUCUAGCUAGUGUUUUAUGAAGUGUCUCAAUGGCCAGCAACCAGUGAAAGAUUUUCAAAGUGACUGACAGCUGGCUAUAUAGAGGCUUAUUAUUUAAGAUUGCACAUUAGCAAAAAUCAGAGAGAGGUUAAGGGCAGGGUACUGCUUGCGCCAAGUGGGGAUCUGCAGUGGGGACUCCAAUAACCUGAAGUGGAUGGUGAUGCUUGCUGGAAAAUUAAAUGUCUUUUAAGUUUGUCAAUAGUCCAUUUUCGAGUUCGCUAUUACUGCUGAAUUAAAGAAGUGAAGACGCAUUUUUUACAGCCUUAGCCUCGAUCUGAAGUAAUAUAUUCACAAAUUCCAACGAGAAAAAAGACGUCUUUAUUACUCUGUCUAUUGUGUAUAUUCAAAUUUCAAACACUUGCCAGAAUUUCUGAUUAUUUUACUUUACGUCGAGGCUAACCCUAUAUGAAUGUGUCGUUAGUGUUUGUUUUCAACGGUAAUUUUUAAUUCGAAACUGGACUAUUCCCUUGCUUUUUUGAAAGACACUGCAUUCUAAAUUUCAUCUGAAAUCUUUUUAUUUUCUUCCACAGUCACAUUCGAGGACUGCACCUCAAUAUGAUUACUGGAUCAAUCACCCUCUCUCCAUUUGCCUAUUUACAGGCAAAACUUUUCUUUUCAGAGAAAGAACAAAAGAAAAUCUUCCCAAUCCAGAAAUUCUUUUCUAAACUGCUGGCUGAAUCGGGAUAUUUUCAUUUGCAAGGUUAGUGUACAGGGUAACCACUGCUGUUUAAAACCAAAAUUAUGCUGGAUAUCUUGUGAAUGGCCACUUUUUAACAAUUUCUUGAAAACUCAUAACCAAAUUGAGUGGGUUUCCCAGUAGUUUAAUUGUUUUGUAAAAAGGCUGGAUUGAUGCACCUAGAUGAUGGAUGUAAGAACUGUUCUCUCUGCACAUCAUAACUAUUUAAUUUUACAAUUCUCUCUCAGUUAUUUUAGAUUGUCAUCAGAGUAUAAAUGAUAUUAUGCGUAGUUAGUUAAAUAUUUUUUACUUUUAUAUUUUAUAGGUAAUUCCAAUUAUUUAAUUACAAAUUGUGUCCCCAAAUUAGUACGGGGUACGUACGUUGUUCCCAACCUAUACGGCUCUGACACAUUAAUAAAGUUUUCUAUUCUAUUCUAUGAAAAAAUAAAUGAAUACAUAACUUAGAAAUUAUAAUAACGUUUAUAGUAAUCAGACUAAUAAUAAUGAUAAUAAUAGUUUUUAAUAAUUAUUAUUAUUGAUCAAUUUUAAUUAUUAAAAUUGAUCAAUUUAUUCCAACGGUGACAGGAGGUCUGGAAGUAAUAAAGAAAGAAGAUCAAAAUUUACUUACAUUUAUUGUAAAUUGACAUGAUAAUCUUUUUCAGUGAUAAAAUAUGUGCAAAAGUGUUCCGUACUGCCUCGUACCUCAGGAAAUUGUUGAAUUUUGGGAAAAUAUGGACUUCCUUAAAACCUACAUCACGGCCAAGCUCUGAAGCCAGAAGUCGAUUUAACCGGAAAAUUUGAUGACCUGUACGGAAGACCAGGGAAUUGGUGCCAUAUCCCUACGAGUUGGCGUAUGGGUGGGAGUACUUAGAAAAGUUAAUUCAUCCGUGGGGGAAGUAUGCCAGAUCUUUUCUGGAACUAUUAAAACUGCAGAUUUUCAUUUAAGGACAGAAUAAACACGAAAAUAAUCCUUGUAGUUUUAGCUAAAGCAAAGAUUAUUGGCAUGUAAAAGUAAGAUUUCAAAUGAAUUAUCUAUUAGCCUAUUAUAACCUCAUUGUAUGACAUUCUUUUUAAAGAGCAAGUUGUGUUGCCAUAUAUGGUGUAGCUAAAUGUGAUUUGUUUUCAGCCACUCGUCCUCACUCUGUUGCCUUAGCAACCAAUGAUUCACCAGCUGGUCUGGCGGCAUACAUCCUGGAGAAGUUUGCAAUGUGGAGUGGAUGUGAAAUGACAGAUACUGCAACUUGUUUAGAAUCUCGCUUUUCCAAAGAUGACUUGCUAACCAAUGUAAUGAUCUAUUGGGCAACGCACUCAAUAGCGUCGUCAAUGAGGUUUUAUUAUGAACAAAUGCACAGUCCUUAUCGACAUGUUUCAGCAAGGUUAGUGCCUUUAAAGGCCAGUCAAUCUUGUGAUCCAGGGGCGUAGCGUGAUGUCUUGAAGGUGCACGCGCGGAUAGAAAGGUUAGACCUCGGAAGGUACUGCAAACGAUGGGGAUCUGAGGGUAUACUCUCCAAGAAAAUGUUUCAAAUUUAGGGGCUCAGAAAUCAAUUUCUACGUUUUGCCCAGGACAUUUUCAAUAAAUAAAUACGAAGGAUAAUGCAAUAGUUUUUAAUUGGAAAAAAGUGUUAAACAGUGACGCCAUUUGGACGAGUAAAUGGGCUAUAAUAUGUGCCGCUGUGAAGGGUAUGGUUUUCAAGCAGUUUAAGGAUAGGGUAUUUAAUAGAAUUUUAUUUUUCAGAAAAAAGUUGGUUGAAGAUUUUUAAACAGUGAAACAGCCAUCAAUUUGGGAGUUUACUCUAGUAUAGGGUAGCAAAAUUCAUGAACUAGCUCUGGUAUAGGUUAAGGGUUCCAGGGACGGCACAUCCCCACCCAGAAAUUCAGACGGGACACCCUUCAGACAUCAAAUAUAAUGCGAAAGAUUUAUCAUUUAUCCCGAUUUAAUGAUAACGCUCCUUACCUCUGCUGGGAGGAGAUGUUUGUUUCGGCGAACGGAAGGUCAGACAAAAUUUUAAAUUCCCCACUUUAUACGUACUUUAUUAUAAACGAUAAGGGGACUCGUGCCAAAAAAGGAAGGGCUAUAUUACAGUCUACACACAGUUGGUAUGUCCUCAUUAGCGAGGUUGGAUUUCUCAGUGAGAAUCUGCCUAUUGGGCGAGAAACAAGUGUCCGUUAUCCGCAUUAACGGAUGUCCAUCUUAAGCGGGUCGAAGAGAAUUUGUAAGUGCCUUCCCUAGAGGUAAAGAAAACUGUCUGUAAUAACAAGGUGUCCGUAUAGAGUGGGUGGGUGUCCAUAAAGCGAGACUCGACUGUAAGGUAAUAUUGUCGCCUGGCCCUCACCUCCUUAAAUUUCAUUGUAAAAUUCAAGUGUCGGUAGGUAAUUGUCUUUUCGAUAUGGCGGUGAUUUGGUUGGUGGCGAAGUGACCGUAUACCAAUGCGACGUGUCGCUGCGACCUUUGUCAGCAACUUGUCGCCCAACCUGGAUACAAGUACUGGGGUCAAUUUAAUGACACUUUUACAACGGUAAUUUACAAGUCUAGCUAUUGUUGUUAGAUUCUAAAAUAAUGGCUACGAUUGUAAAUUAUUAUACUUUUAAAAGUUUGGUUGAAUUGACCCCUCAUUUGGCGCCUCGACGAGUCUGUGAACGCGGAUGUAUUUCCGGUUGUUACUUUUUUCCACCCGAAAUAAUUACUGCAAGCAAAAUAAUAAGAUAGUGAGUUACUUUUCGAGUGGAAAGAAGCCACGUCUGGAAAUACGUUUGCGUUCGCAUCCUACGCCGUGAUCUUUGUGCCGUGAGGAUUUUAAUUAAUUUUAUUUGCUUUGUGUCAUUCUACAGGUGUCCGAUAACAGUUCCUACAGGGCUGGCAGAAUUUCCCCACGAGAUUUUCCCCACUCCUAAACCCUGGGUUUACAACAUAUUUCUUGAUAUUGUACAAUAUUCUGAGCUUCCUCGGGGUGGACACUUUGCUGCUUUUCAAGAACCAGAGCUGUUUUCCAACGAUGUGAUCAUGUUUGUAGAAAAGGUUGAACAGCGUAUUGCAGCCAAAAAAGCCGAAGACACAGCUGAAUCUAAGUCUCAAUAAGUAUUGAUCAGCUGAUUGUCUUAGAGCAAAAAAACUAUAUAUCAAAGAAGUGGUUAUGGAUGAUUAACAAAGAUUAUUUUCCUGAUGUGCUCGUUUCAUAAUGCUUGCAGCAUGUGAAACACAUACGUUGUCAUCAAAAGAAUGACUCUUCUUAAAAUCUUUUGGUAAAGAAUGGUAUUUUUGGAAAUGUUUUUGUACUCAGCUUCCUACUGCUGUUUGAGUAACACAUAAAUAUACCGAAUCGGCACUCUAAAUCCCUACGGAAUCAAUCAACGCCCUUCACUCAACUGCAUGAAUGUCAAGUUAAUCAAGUUUCAACCAAAGGCGUCGCUCUUCGAAUAAAAACCACAAUAACCUCAGAGUCCCUUGAUUUUCACUCUACACUGACCAAGAGCUACCCUAUUCCAGGCGUUCAGUUAGUAGAGCGCGAGCUACUGUAGCCCUUUUCUAUCCUUUUACGACUAUGGUAAAUUGACUUUUAUCAAAAGUUGAUAAAACCAAAUUUUCAUGUUUUACUCCUCCACGUCGGGAGCAACACAGUUCCCGAGAUGAUCGUGUUGACAGGCUCUUUAAAAUAAUAAACAGAUAACUGAAAUGACUCACAAGUAUUUUUUUUUCCGAUUUGGGUGGAAAGAAUGUGGUAGUAAUAGCCAGGAGAUCGUAUAGACGGGUGAUCGUAAGGCUGGGUUCUACUGUAUUUGGUAGCAAGUGCAAGCUCUAGUUACGACAUUCUUCUUCUUGGAGGUGUGACGCUUACUGAUGCGGAACCUUUUUAGCCUUUUUAACCCUGCCUCCCAAUUUCCUGGCAAUGCCACUGCCCUCACUCGUCCCCAGGGCUUUUCCCUUAAAAAAUGGGUGGGGCCACCCAUUUUUUAAGGGGAAAGCCCUGGGGACGAGGUUGCACUGCCGUCUCCCACCUUUUGUUUGGCGCCAGACCAAAACCGGCAUGCUACGCAGGCUAGAGCCUUUUAUUUUGUAGUGAAUACCGGCUAUUCUUUGAGUUUUUACGGAGAGGGAAAUGAUCCGGUUGAAGCACGGCAAUAGAGCUAGAGCAAGACGAGCAAGCACUUCAGUUCCGACUAGAAAUGUCACUGACGAGUGUGUUUUCGUACUACAAAGCCAACAAGAGAGAGUUCUUCCCAGUAUUGAUCAGUAUUUAUAGGGUAAACGAAGGCCCAUCAGGUUCAGUCCCCAACCCUGUUACCCACAUACCAGACAGUGACCAGAUAUGUCAUUUCAUUCAUUGUCUAUUGGUAGCUGGAUAUACCAUGAGGUUUUUAACACUGUUCGCUUAAUAAUAACCUAAAGUCGUAAUAACGUAUGGCCCGGUCGAUUCAAUUACAAGUGUGCUCUCUCUCCGGUCAUUUGUCAUUUUUGCAUCGCUAGAACCCCAUAGUAGCAGACUCGUACCCAGUUUUGAGGGUGAAAGAAGAGUUGGGGUUAGGUUGAGGCGCGCGCGGGGUCUCAUGGGAAGGGACGGGUCGCUAUUUUUACUUCGUCCCUUCCCAUAAAAACCGCGCGCGCCUCAACCUAACCCCCACUCUUCUCUCACCCCCAAAACACAUGAAUAGCGACUGGGCACUCCGGGCACAAGGAUAAGAAGAACUCUUCUUAUCUUAAAAAAUAAUUCAGAAUGAAAACAAACUCAACAGCAAUAGUAGCCUGUGUAGUUGGCGGAAUUAUUUUUACUCUUGGUGGCUGACAUAUACCAUACCCUAGUCUCGGGAACAACCACUCCUGACACUGUGCCCGGCAUGCACAAAUGCCCUACGCUUAAUUGGAACUGGUCUGGUACUGACGUAUGGCGUUUCUAAGAGCCAGUAUUAGAAAUGAAAAAUAUGAAUGUUGGUCAUUACCAUUUUCUAAGUUUUUUUCAAUAGAAAAAGUGACAUCGCUUGUUGACGACAGGGGAACGUUGCUCAGGCGGGUUGAGACAGGCGUGUAUCCAGCCACGUCCCCUGAGCCCAGCUGUUCGAAGGCUGAGUAGCGUAAAUUCUAACCCGGACUUAAUGUUUCCUCUUCUUUUAAGAGCAUCUAAUCAUCAAAUUGCAGACCAAAGGGAAUUAAACUGAAUUUGCUUUGCAAGCUGUUAUAUCGCACUAACCUUAACCUAGCCUCCCCGCAGACGUCCGUUGGGGUUCGGUUGUCACGCAUUCAUUUCUCCCGCGUGACAACCGAACCCCAACGGACGUCUGCGGGGAGGCUAACCUUAACCCCGCCGUCUAUUAAAUAACCCGGACCAGUACCCCAGUUGGGUUUCGUACCUUGAUUGCGUGACUGUCACGAGAGAAAAGAGCGAGCGAAGUUUUACUAAUAAGAAAGGGAAGAAGCUACAAGACAAGCUACACUGAAGCUAGUGUUUUUUUGAGCAUAUUUUGCUUCCAGUACACUCAAAAAUGGGCUUCAAGACCUAUUGUGCGGUUUUUGUGGUGAUCGUCGGUAUCUCGAUCGUUGUUGUUCCUAUGCUAGUAAGCAAAUAUCUGUUCCCGACUGGCGAGGUGCCUCGAAUCGAUGAACAUGAAUGGUGGGGGAAAGGACAAGAGAGCGAGCAGAAAGAAGACACUUCUAUUAACCGAAUUUAUAUGAGUUUAUCGGAUGAAAUCCUGUCUGAUCUUAAGGACAGACUUUCUAAGACGUACUUCUUUGAAAACUUGGAGGGAAUUGAUUGGGAAUAUGGAAUAAACCCUGACUAUAUGAAACAACUUGUUGAAUACUGGAAAACAAAGUUUGAUUGGCGCAAACAGGAGACACUUAUUAACACUUAUCCUCAGUUUAAGACAAAGAUAAGCGGAAUAGAGGUUCACUUUGUGCAUUAUAAACCACAUCAACUCAAAGAAGGUCAGCGUUUGAUUGCUAUAAUGAUGGUGCAUGGAUGGCCUGGGUCAUUUUAUGAGUUCUACAAAGUCAUUCCAAAAUUGAUUGCUGCUUCCACAGAUGAUUAUGCCUUUGCAAUUAUCUGUCCGUCUAUACCAGGCUAUGGUUUGUCUGAAGCACCUCAUAAGCCAGGCUUUAAUUCAAUUUCUGCAGCUCGUGUUUUUACCAAGCUGAUGGAUCGGCUUGGAUAUGAGUCGUAUUAUGUUCAGGGCGGAGACUGGGGCAGUGUUAUCACUAGAGCAAUGGCAAUUAUGAAUCCAAGGUGAGAAAGGAAUAAUUUUGAAAAUAACAAGACUGCUGACUGCUUUUAAGCAAACAGUAACAGAGGGUAGGGUUGUGACUUAAGGUGGCCAGCACCCUUACUCUUAAUCGCUAUCAUAUAAGCCACAUAGGUUAUGUGCCGCCCCAAUGGGUGUUGUUUUUAUGCCAUUUUGGUCUGAAAAUGGGUAUAGACUUUGCCCAUCUUGGUAUGGAAUCGGGUAUAAGUUUUGAGGGAGUGUAUGAAUGUAAUUGUUGCCUCAAUUCCUGGUGAAGCGUUAUGCGAAUUUAAAAGGAUUGACAUUUUUUGGUCUGAGACAGGGUCAGGAUUGGAAAACUGGGCGACACACCCCCUCCAAGAAUACCCAGCAGCACCCUAAUUAUCCCAGGCAGUGUGGCCGAGUGGUCUACAUGUGAGACUUGUAAUCCGGCGAGUCUCACCCAACCUGCUGAGCUGGCCACUUGCUGGAUUUGUUCGUGGUUGUCCCGAGUCCAAAUCCUCAACCAGGCUUUCAAAUAACCAACUGGUUGCCUCCUAUCAGUUGGGGUUUUUCUAUUGGCAUUAUUUGUUCCUAAGUAUUUGAGUAGAGUGCCUGUAAACUAGCUGGAUAAGCUAAGUGCACCUCCCACUACAAACAAAUCUUAAACCUUUCUUCAACCUUUCAACCUUUAUAUAGAGUUAUGUCACAAGGAUAUCGCUGUUCUAGUGAUCAAUUCUGUGCUGAAGUUAUUACUUAGCUUUUAUUUACCCAUAAACAAAAUGCACCUGUAGAGUUUUGAAGAAGACUACCAAACAAAUUUCAUCAGGGAGCCCUGACCAUAAUAAUUUUUUGAUGAUUUUUGCAGUCACAGUAUUAAAACUUGAGAAAGUUAAUUUGGCCCACUUUUUUCAUAUUUCAAAGUGUUAACUGCUCAGCCACACAAGCCUCCACGUAAUUGUAGAAGGGCUUUAAUUUUACUGUCUGCAUUUGACGGGCAGGCCUAUAAUUAGAUUGUAUUGGAGGGUGUAACAAAAUACACAGUAGCCUGCAUGCGUAGCUGGCAGUUUUUUGGUGUUUUUUUUUUGUGUGUGUGUUUGAUAGACAUCUGCAUGCAAGGUCAAGAAGAAAACAUGUAAGAUCAAUCAAGCCCCUCACCCUCUUUCCCACUGCUUUCUUGUUUUACCUUGGCUCACUGCUUUCACACAGCUGAAUCUCAAUUUAUGAGCCAAAAACAAAAAAACCACCGGCUAUAUAUGCAGGGUACAAAACAUGUGGGAGAUAUGCCCUCCUCUCAAGCCAUUUGACCUAUUUUAAUUUUUCACCAGACAAAUUGAAGGUAAAAUCUUUACUUUAUCAGUGUAAUUUUUGUGGAUUUUCAAUGUACAUCUUCAAAUGAACUUUUUGUAAUAACAGGUUAAAGUUCCAUUUUCCCUUUAAAAAUAUAUAGUUUCUCAGGUCCAGCCCUUUUUGCAACUCCCAUAUGAUUGCAUAUCACUGACCCCUGCUUCCUGAUAGUCUACAAUCUAGCUACACAGAGACUAAUAUUCUGUUGUUUUUAUUGUAACUUUUAGCCACGUUCGAGGACUGCAUCUUAAUGUUAUUUUUGGAUCAGCUAUCAGCUCACCAUUUGCCUUAAUACAGGCAAAGCUUUUCUUCUCAGAGAAGGAACAGAAGAAAAUCUUCCCACUCCAGAAUUGGUUUUUCAAACUUCUGGCUGAGUCAGGUUAUUUUCACUUACAAGGUCAGUGCAAAGGGAAGUUAUUCCUGUUAAAUAAGGGCCUGUUUACAAUAUGAAGGGAGGAACAUUCUAGCACCAGGAAGAUCCAAGAAUGCGGAUCAUCCUAGUGUAUUCAGUUUACAUGCACAAACAAGCAACUGUCAAAACCAUCGAUCAUUUUAGGGGUAGAAUAAGAGAGUCUAUAUAGACUAAGAAUGAGCUUUUCUUUUCUGGAGAUUCAGAAAAGUGUAAAUUAAACUCAGAAAUAAAAUAUUGCAUCUCUCCCGAAUUAGUAAACAAGAUUUUAUGCAAAAUAAGAAUUAAGGGUUGUGGAUUCUUUUGUUUCCUGAAGUCACUCUAUUUGAGUUCAAUGUCUCAACAAUUUUGGUGCUGAUUGCUAUCCUGUUCCUUUCCUCUACUUAAUUUCUUCCUAGUUAUAAAUUACUUUAUGUUCUCCUCUGCCUGCCUCAAUAUGCCAAGCUGUUUUCGAGCAAAGGAUGUUUGUGUGUACAUGUAUGUUUUAAUUUUUUAAGAUCAAUAAACUUCACAAGGAUUUUCUUAGUAAUAGGAUCUUCCUAGCAGAGAGGUUAAGAAGAUCCUAGGACCAUGAAAACUUUUUUUUCUGGGAAGAUCCCAGCACUAGGGAGACAUCACACAAAAUGGAGGCUGGUUGUUCAGUGGAUAUAUAGCAGGCCAACCAUUUUGUUUGGCAUUACCACGCACUUAUAGUUGUGAUAAUUCUUAACUUAAAGAUGGAUAGUAACGCCAGUAAAGAAAGCAGAAAGGCCCAGAUUCCAUUGUUGUUAUAUUUUCGCCCUGGGUCUUUAAUUCCUUCUACACUUGGUAACCACACAUGGACCGAAAGUUUUGGAUGUAAACCCAACAAGACAUUGUUAGUUCUGCUUUCUAGGAAUCUUCCUGGUGCUAGGAUUUUCCUCUUUUCAUGUAAACAUUACCUACGUCUGUAUAAUUAUAAUGAUGUCACUAAAUGACUUUGUUUUUUUUUCAGCCACUCGUCCUCACUCUGUCGGCUUAGCAACCAAUGAUUCACCAGCUGGCCUGGCAGCAUACAUCCUGGAGAAGUUUGCAAUGUGGAGUGGAUGUCAAAUGACUGAUACUGCAAUGUGUUUAGAAUCUUGCUUUUCCAAAGAUGACUUGUUAACCAAUGUAAUGAUCUAUUGGGCAACCCACUCAAUUACAUCCUCAAUGAGGUUGUACUAUGAAGAAAUGCACAGUACCGAAGCGCAGCAUGCAGAAGGGUUAGUAACUGAGUUUAAGGGCACUAAAUCCAGGGAGAAGGAUCUUUGGGUAAUUAAAAAAGAGGUUUACAUUUUAGUGUAAAUUAUAAAAGGUUGGGAUGUUUUUUGGAAAUGUAGGAGUAAGUGUGAUUUGAAUGAUAUGAAGGGCAAGAAUCAGCCACAGGGGAUAAAUUUUGCAUAAGAUACCGUAAAAUUCCGAAAAUAAUUCUGGAGGGGCUUAUAUUCGGAGGGGCUUAUGUACGGAGGGAAAUUUGCGUUUCAAAAUCGAUUGGGCUAGCUUGUAGUAGGAGGAAAUUUACCAUUUUUGCUUUGUUUCACUUUGUAUUUGAGAGCAAAUUCCAUGUACAAGCCCCCCGGGUGGCUUAUAUUCGGAGGGGCGAUCUAACGGAGGGUUUUUUGCGUUACGAUUUUGAGGGGCUUAUACAUGGAGGGGCUUAUUUUCGGACUUUUACGGUGUUUAAUGUGGGAAGGUUUUUUUGUUGAGGGAAGAAUGAGGGUUAACUUGCACUGUAGCAGUAGUCUGUGGUUAUGAUUUUUCAGUAUAUACUUAGCUGGAUUUUCCCCACCAGCCCGACGUCUCAUUGGGCAGUAAAACUGUUUCCUUUCAAAAAUCUCUGAGAAAGCUCAAAACAUUGAAAUAUCCAUAAUGUCAGGGGGCACAUCAGGAAAGUUAAACUUGGAGAACCUGAAUUUUUUAAUGGGCCUUAAGCGGGUGGGAAGUUCACAAGUUAAAGACCUGACUGUGGAAAAGGAGAAGUUGAUAAUUAUAAGGGGAGUGAUGAAUUCCAGGUAAAUCACAUCAAUGUCGCCCUGCCUAGCCUCCCCUAGACUUUAAAGAGUCCCAUGUUUUUCACAGGGAUAGAAAAAAAUAACUUGAAUUACUUGCAAAAUAAGACAGCAUGUCUUUACCAAAUUCGACGCACGUAUAUGAGAAAUGUAAAAUGUAAAAAUAAAAAUGUUCUGGAAGUUUUAAAAUCCUCGAAAUAUAUUUCGCUCUUCGAGCCUCGUCAGUCCAAAAAAAAAAAUAAUAGAACCACCGAAACACCUGUACAUGCCAGAAAUCACCAAUCCUGUUUGCGUUUAUUGCCUGCUUUAAUUGCCAUCUCUGAUCCUGCUGGUACUUAACACAGGCUACUUGGGUAAGUUGUGGGAACAGGUUUUACAAAAAAAAAAAGAGAAAAAGAAGAAAGAAGAAAAAUACGCCAGAGAGGUCUGUUUUCAAUUUGUGUUUUGAACUAGGCAAGGAAAGAGGACCACGAUCCGGUUAAUCUAUGAAAACUUUCUUCAGUAAACAAUCAAUACUAAACGAUUUUAUGUAUUGUGAUAAUAGGGCCAUUUAUACGAGUAAAAAUAAGACGCGUCUUUCAUAAGACGCGUCUUAAAUAAGACGCCAACUUUCCGUAUAAACGGCACAUUUCGUCUAAAAUAAGACGCGGCUUAGCUAAGACGCGUCUUAUUAGAUAAGUCAUGCUCGUAUAAAUGGUACAGUUCGCGUCUUAUUUAAGACGCGUCUUAUUUUUCCUCGUAUAAAUGGCCCUAUUGUAGUAGUAAAUCUGUACUCCAUGCAUUUCCAUUGAAACAUUUACGAUUGCGUACAUACAUACUAUUGUACCAGCAUUGUAAGACUGGCCCUAUUUUUGUCCAGCAAUGCAUUAAAUUGAUGCUGUCCUGUGUUUUGAAGAUGCUUUUGAUUGUAAAAAAUGUUAUUUUUUCUUCAUCACUACAGGAUUCCAGUAACAGUUCCUACAGGGCUGGCAGAAUUUCCUCACGAGAUUUUCCUCACCCCUGAACCCUGGACGCACAGCUUAUUUCUUGACAUUGUGCAGUAUUCUGAGAUUCCUCGUGGUGGACACUUUGCUGCUUUCGAAGAGCCAGAGCUGUUCGCCGAUGAUGUGAUCAAGUUUGUAGAAAAAGUUGAAAAGCGUAUUGCAGCCAAAAAGGCCAAAGACACAACUGAACCUAAGUCUGAAUGAGUAUUGACCAGCUGAGCGCCGUCUUAGUAAAGCCUUUUUUUCCUAAUCUAGUUGCGGUUAAGCAUGUGCCACACAUAUUUUCUCAAUUUUUCAUUUAAAAAACGCAAUACACAUACACACCCAAAGAGGUUGUUACACCUGCAAAAUAUGGCUUUCGCUAAUCCCCAGCCUUCUCUUUCCCGGGGAACAAAGGCCGUUUCCCAUCCGGAUAUCAUUCUGGGAAGCUGAUAAAGUAGUCAGGAAUAGUAGAGCAAGCAACAUGCGCUGUCUUGUGUUGCGUUUUGGACGAGUAAAACCGAUAAUAGUAUGCAUAACUUAAAGAGUACAUCUUUGUAGUUUUGAGUCCACUAAACGUUAUGAACACCUGAGAGAGUAGCGCCGUUUUAGGCUUUCCUUUUUACUCGGUGUGUGAAACAAAUGCCGAAAAAGGCAUUUGUUCACUUCUUUACGUUAACGUUUGGUCUAGGGGAUAACCAUUUUAAAAGUGAUGGGGGAGGUGGGGUAAAACCAUGCAAAAAGAAAAAAAUUUUCAUUUUUGAAACCUCCCUCAGUAUUACAUUUAUCAAAAUGAAAAGUAUUUAAUAGUAUUGUCCCGAGUAUUGUAUGUCAUAUUAAAAUAAACUUGAGUAAAAAAAGUGACGCUGAAAGUACAAGUUUUGUAUUUUUACAAAAUCAAAGACGUGGAUUUGGAAUUGUAGCAUGCUGUUUAAAUUGUUUAUGUGACAAAGGUUUGAGAAAAUCACUGAAUAGUCUGUUAUUUCUUAAAGAUACAAUUUUUGUCUUUUAUAAAAUUAUUCCGGGAAUUAUUCUAUCGACAUGGCUUGAGGAAACCACAUUAUUGUUCCUGCUUAUUUAAUCCAAAUAUAAAAGUUUUCCUUCAGUGCCUGUAUAUUAUCUGCCGUUACAAAGGAAGUUUUUUUGAGGAAUGCUCAUUACAAUAUUAAUAGUCCUUGUUAGCGCUUUUUUCAGAAAUACAAUUUCGAUUGCGUAAUUGUUACUAUACGGUGCUAGGUAUAAAGGGUCGGUGUAAUGGCAUUAUUGGAGUUACGGGCAUUGUUUUAAGCGUAUUCACUUGUACAGGAACCACACCAACUAUUGAAAAUAAACAAGUCAACAAGCUGCUUUUAAUGCCACCUUGCGCAAAUUCUCAAGCAUUGAUUGCUUCAGUAUUUUUGUGCCUAGAGUGCGUGCAUUACUCGUCGCAUUGACAUAAGGUUCGAGCAAAAAUUUAUUAAAAAGAUACCGAUGCGAAAACGCAUCGUUAACCAUUGUUAUUUUUGUUUUGUUUCAAGCCUCCAAGGCCCUGUCUCCACGAAUCCGGACAUUAUUGAAACGUUUUAGGGGCCCGGAUUCGUGUGGAAAUCACUCUGGAAAGUCAAACAGACACGGUUUCAUUAGCGAGAAAAGCCGAUUUCGUGUAAGAAAUAUUUGCAGUUUUAAAAUAUCCGGAUCAGUUACGACUAGAUUCCCUUGUGUACGGUUUAUUGUUCGUGGGCUGAUCAUUUAUCAUCUGAUUGCUGUUUAUUUGUAAAGUCGGUAAAAAUAUUUCUCAAGUUGGAUUGAAUAUUAAUCUGGUUAGAGAACAAAUCUUUCUUCAACUUUCUGAGCUUUUCUAAUAACGGAAUAAAUGUCCACUAAGAAGUUGUGACUGCAUUUUUUGCUUUAUUCAGAAGGUAGUGGAAAUGCGGCUACAAUUCUUUGAUCACCAGUUUUCGCGUCACGGUUUUAUCGAGUCGGCAAAUUUUCUAUUGUGAAUGCGUCCAAUCAAAGCAUUUAUUGUUUAUUGAUGAAUUGAAAGCGCGGCCUUUUCCCACUGCAUUGUCAAAGCCCAGCAACGUUGCCUUAUACUUUAUGCAGUUAAAUUUAGGUCACUUUUAAAAAACCCCAUGAAGUCCCAUGCGUGUUCACCUUUUUUCCCAAGAGCCAAACUGAGCGAGUCGGCAAAUUUCAAAUGUGUCCAGUUUUAACUAUAAAAGUGUUGAUUACCAGUCGUUGAACCCUUAGUGCGUGCAUUUCUCGCAAUAUUGAGAUAACUUUUAUUAGAGCGUUUCUGGUGACUCAUUGUCAUAUUUUUAUACAAACAAAAAUAUUUCUCAUGUUGUAGCAACUGAAUUUUAAUCAAGCGAUCGUAUAAAUGAAGACACCAAUUUCUUGUUGAUUCAAACUGUUUUUAGUCAGAAAACUGGCCACAGUGAAGAUGAUCAAACACACUUUAAACGAUCCCUGGUGUAGAAGAAUUGUCAAGAUUGUCUUCUGCCUCUUCGAAUCCAGGUUUGUUCUUAGUUCGUAUUUUUUGUUUUGACAUUACUAAAUUAAACAAAUUACAGGCAGUAAAUCUUAUUGAUAAAAACGGUGCUAUCAGCCGAAAGUUGUACUCUUACAUGCUUAACUCAGUUUCUUAACAUAGCUAGCUGUGCAUGAUUCAUUUUGAGUGUUUGAUCCGUCAUCCAAAGUGUUCUGUGAACUUGCAAAACAGUUCCAGACUUCAGGCUACUGUUCAGUGCUUCGAUGAUACACAUGAAGGGCAAAACGUAACUAUAAGAAUUGUCACUGAACAAAGCAUCAAGAAACUUAGGUUGCCCCGUCGGAUAUGACUAUAGUUGGAAAUUUUUUGUAGCAAAAUAAAAAAUUUGGUAAUCGGUUGUACAGAGAACUCGUAUUACUUCAAAAGUUACAAAGGUUUUCUUUGACUCAAACAAUAUGCUCAGAAUAUUAUAUUUCUGUUUAGUUAACUACCAUUUGUGCUAUUUAAAGUGUCUGAAUAAUUGCCCUAUAUCAGUAAGACUUGAGGGUAAGUUAUAUGCGUCGAUGGCAAUGCCAUGCCAACAAACGUUCAUAAAAGGGUGGAAGUGCCUGCACUGGCUUGGGUUUAAUUGAGAGCGCUUUAGUUCAAUUUGGGAAUUAUCAUAGUACAUAAAAUAUUAUCACCCUUCCGCUUAAACAGAAAACGAAAUCUUCUCAGGGUUUGAAGCUUGGUUUUUCAGUUUUGUUAAGGUGGGGUAGCACAGUUUCUCUGACAUAAAGUUGCGCGCGCUGAGAAACUUCGCUGACGAAAUUGUUUCAGUGUGCACGUGAUCUAAAGAAAAGAUUUUAUCCCUCUACUGUUAACAUCUUUAUUAUGAUUACAUAUGCAGCCAAUGAGGUUUUCUAGAAAAAAUGCGAGUGCAAACUGAUGAAAAUUGCCAUAAGUUUUCUGUAGAAAUAUAUUCUGAUUUCGUCGCUUUUGUCAUAUCGCGUGACCCUGGUUAAGUAACCCAAGCGCACACAAUUGUUGAGCAUGCGUACUUAGGGAAAAUGUCAGAGCGCUUGUUUUAAAGACUUUCAAUAGACAAUGGAUAGAAACUACGAUUUCCUCAAAUCUACUUAAUAGAAUUCGACGAAUUUUGACAAAAAUUGGUAAAAUUAUUUAUUGUAACAGUGCACACUUAUUAGAAAAAUGAAAAAUGAAUAAUGAAUAAAUAAAAAAUGUGUCGAGAUGAGUGAUCUGUAUCAAAAGUUAAUUCAACUGUGUGAUAAUUCAUCAACCCAGCUGAUUUCUAGUUUGGAGUUUUAUUUAGAGAUGUCCAUAGGAUUGAAUUACUAUCCAAUGAUUUGUCAUAACUGCCAUUAAGUAUUCAAUAAAUUUUACAGCCUCCUUUUAUGUAAUCAAGAAUUAUUUUCCGUAGGUUUACCACGAAUGUGCUUCAGCUAAUUAUUAAUUAUCAGCUAAUUUGGUCUUGCCAUGUUCAAACUUUAAGAUUGUACUUGUCGUGUAAUUUAAGAUUUUUGCGAUGAGCAGAGAGUUUGAUCGUAUUUAGGGCCGGGAAGAGUAUUACAUCUGCAGUUAAAUUAAACACUGCUCCGUAACGUUUCAGUUGACAGUAAAGACUAACUAAAAAAUGGUUUGGAGAAAAUACUAUAGUAAGAAAAUAACAUCAAAGUAAAGGUUAUAUAAUACUUGCAAUGAUUUGAAAUGGUAGUAAUAAGAACAAAUGCUAAAACUUGUUAUUUUUUUGCAGGAUUACAGAAUUAUGCCAGGAACAAACAAUGCUAUGCAAGACAGUCUUCAAAAAAGAAACAAUAAAAUUUUAAAACUGCCGCCGUCCUUAACAGGAUUUUGCAGCCAACUUCUUUGUCUAUGUUCUUGAUUAUUUUUACAUGCCAAACCUGUGGUAAGUGUUCUUUCUAUGAAUUAAGACAAUCAGAUAAGCGGAAUAUCUAUAAAACAUUUUUCGAUCAUUUACAGGAGCAAGCUUUUUCCACAUUGAUAUCUAAAAAUUUUUCUUUAAGACACCACAGGUUCAGGUAUCUUUAAUACAACUAUUUCCGUUUGCCUUUACGUAGGCUACCGACAGGCGUACACAUGUAAUGCACAGUUCAAUUGUUUUUACACCAGAAGGUAGUUAUUAUUGGUACCUGAGUAGAAAUAUAGGUUAUUAUUCAAAAUAAUAGCCCUUACUUCAUACUCAGAGAUGCUUUUGCAUCCCUUAGAAAUAAUUACCAGUUAAAAACAAAGUUAAACAAAUAUAUUUGCAUUUCAAAUCUGAUUAUGUAAAUAUAAAAAGAGAAAAGAAGAUUUAAAAAAAUUCAACCAACAAACCACACAAGUGAUGAAAAACGAGGAAGGUACGUACAAACAAGAUAAGUUUCUUUCAAAUAAAUUAAGCCCAAGGGACUGGGGGUGGACCCGGUGAGGGGGAGCGCCCAAGGGACUGGGGGUGGACCCGGUGAGGGGGAGCGCCCAAGGGACUAGGGGUGGGGGCUCAGAAAUCAAUGUCUGCGUUUUCCGUAGGACAUUUUCAGUAAAUGAAUACGAAGGAUAAUGCAAUAGUUUUUAAUUAGAAAAAUGGGUUAAACAGUGACGCCAUCAAGGAGGUUACAAGCAAUGGACGAGACGUACCCUUCAGACGGGCAAAUACAUCAAUAUAAUGCGAAAGAUUUAUCAUUCAUCCCGAUUUAAUGAUAACGCUCCUUACCUCUGCUGGGAGGAGAUGUUUGUUUCGGCGAACGGAAGGUCAGACAAAAUUUUAAAUUCCCCACUUUAUACGUACUUUAUUAUAAACGAUAAGGGGACUCGUGCCAAAAAAGGAAGGGCUAUAUUACACAGUCUACACACAGUUGGUAUGUCCUCAUUAGCGAGGUUGGCUUUCUCAGUGAGAAUCUGCCUAUUGGGCGAGAAACAAGUGUCCGUUAUCCGCAUUAACGGAUGUCCAUCUUAAGCGGGUCGAAGAGAAUUUGUAAGUACCUUCCCUAGAGGUAAAGAAAACUGUCUGUAAUAACAAGGUGUCCGUAUAGAGUGGGUGGGUGUCCAUAAAGCGAGACUCGACUGUAAGGUAAUAUUGUCGCUUGGCCCUCACCUCCUUAAAUUUCAUUGUAAAAUUCAAGUGUCGGUAGGUAAUUGUCUUGUCGAUAUGGUGGUGAUUUCGUUUGUGGUGAGGUGACCGGAUACCAAUGCGACGUGUCGCUGCGAACUUUGUCUGCAACUUGCCGCCCAACCUGGAUACAAGUACUGGGGUCAAUUUAAUAAAACUUUCACAAGGGUAAUUUACAAGUGUAGCUAUUGUUGUUAGAUUCUAAAACAAUGGCUACAAUUGUAAAUUAUUAUACUUGUAAAAGUUUGGUUGAAUUGACCCCUCAUUUGUCACCGCGACGAGUCUGUGAACGCGGAUGUAUUUCCGGUUGUUGCUUUUUUCCACCCGAAAUAAUUACUGCAAGCUAAAUAAUAAGAUAGUAAGUUACUUUCCGAGUGGAAAGAAGCCACGUCUGGAAAUACGUUUGCGUUCGCAUCCUACGCCGUGAUCUUUGUGCCGUGAGGAUUUCAAUUAAUUUCACUUGCUUUGUGUCAUUCUGCAGGUGUCCGAUAACAGUUCCUACAGGGCUGGCAGAAUUUCCCCACGAGAUUUUCCCCACUCCUAAACCCUGGGUUCACAACAUAUUUCUUGAUAUUGUGCAAUAUUCUGAGCUUCCUCGUGGUGGACACUUUGCUGCUUUUCAAGAACCAGAGCUGUUUUCCAACGAUGUGAUCAUGUUUGUAGAAAAGGUUGAACAGCGUAUUGCAGCCAAAAAGGCCGAAGACACAGCUGAAUCUAAGUCUCAAUAAGUAUUGAUCAGCUGAUUGUCUUAGAGCAAAAAAACUAUAUAUCAAAGAAGUGGUUAUGGAUGAUUAACAAAGAUUAUUUUCCUGAUGUGCUCGUUUCAUAAUGCUUGCAGCAUGUGAAACACAUACGUUGCCAUCAAAAGAAUGACUCUUCUUAAAAUCUUUUGGUAAAGAAUGGUAUUUUUUGAAAUGUUUUUGUACUCAGCUUCCUACUGCUGUUUGAGUAAAACAUAAAUAUACCGAAUCGGCACUCUAAAUCCCUACGGAAUCAAUCAACGCCCUUCACUCAACUGCAUGAAUGUCAAGUUAAUCAAGUUUCAACCAAAGGCGUCGCUCUUCGAAUAAAAACCACAAUAACCUCAGAGUCCCUUGAUUUUCACUCUACACUGACCAAGAGCUACCCUAUUCCAGGCGUUCAGUUAGUAGAGCGCGAGCUACUGUAGCCCUUUUCCAUCCUUUUACGACUAUGGUAAAUUGACUUUUAUCAAAAGUUGAUAAAACCAAAUUUUCAUGUUUUACUCCUCCACGUCGGGAGCAACACAGUUCCCGAGAUGAUCGUGUUGACAGGCUCUUUAAAAUAAUAAACAGAUAACUGAAAUGACUCACGAGUAUUUUUUUUCCGAUUUGGGUGGAAAGAAUGUGGUAGUAAUAGCCAGGAGAUCGUAUAGACGGGUGUUCGUAAGGCUGGGUUCUACUGUAUUUGGUAGCAAGUGCAAGCUCUAGUUACGACACUCUUCUUCUUGGAGGUGUGGCGCUUACUGAUGCGGAAACCUUUUUAGCCUUUUUAACCCUGCCUCCCAAUUUCCUGGCAAUGCCACUGCCCUCACUCGUCCCCAGGGCUUUUCCCUUAAAAAAUGGGUGGGGCCACCCAUUUUUUUAAGGGGAAAGCCCUGGGGACGAGGUUGCACUGCCGUCGCCCACCUUUUGUUUGGCGCCAGACCAAAACCGGCAUGCUACGCAGGCUAGAGCCUUUUAUUUUGUAGUGAAUACCGGCUAUUCUUUGAGUUUUUACGGAGAGGGAAAUGAUCUGGUUGAAGCACGGCAAUAGAGCUAGAGCAAGAUGAGCAAGCACUUCAGUUCCGACUAGAAAUGUCACUGACGAGUGUGUUUUCGUACUACAAAGCCAACGAGAGAGAGUUCUUCCCAGUAUUGAUCAGUAUUUAUAGGGUAAACGAAGGCCCAUCAGGUUCAGUCCCCAACCCCGUUACCCACAUAUCAGACAGUGACCAGAUAUGUCAUUUCAUUCAUUGUCUAUUGGUAGCUGGAUAUACCAUGAGGUUUUUAACACUAUUCGCUUAAUAAUGACCUAAAGUCGUAAUAACGUAUGGCCCGGUCGAUCAAUUACAAGUGUGCUCUCUCUCCGGUCAUUUGUCAUUUUUACAUCGCUAGAACCCCAUAGUAGCAGACUCGUACCCAGUUUUGAGGGUGAAAGAAGAGUUGGGGUUAGGUUGAGGCGCGCGCGGGGUCUCAUGGGAAGGGACGGGUCGCUAUUUUUACUUCGUCCCUUCCCAUAAAAACCGCGCGCGCCUCAACCUAACCCCCACUCUUCUCUCACCCCCAAAACACAUGAAUAGCGACUGGGCACUCCGGGCACAAGGAUAAGAAGAACUCUUCUUAUCUUAAAAAAUAAUUCAGAAUGAAAACAAACUCAACAGCAAUAGCAGCCUGUGUAGUUGGCAGAAUUAUUUUUACUCUUGGUUGCUGACAUAUACCCUACCCUAGCCUCGGGAACAACCACUCCUGACACUGUGCCCGGCAUGCACAAAUGCCCUACGCUUAAUUGGAACUGGUUUGGUACUGACGUAUGGUGUUUCUAAGAGCCAGUAUUAGAAACGAAAAAUAUGAAUGUUGGUCAUUACCAUUUUCUAAGUUUUUUUCAAUAGAAAAAGUGACAUCGCUUGUUGACGACAGGGGAACGUUGCUCAGGCGGGUUGAGACAGGCGUGUAUCCAGCCACGUCCCCUGAGCCCAGUUGUUCGAACGGCUGAGUAGCGUUAACCCCGGGGUAAAUUCUAACCCGGACUUAAUGUUUCCUCUUCUUUUAAGAGCAUCUAAUCAUCAAAUUGCAGACCAAAGGGAAUUAAACCGAAUUUGCUUUGCAAGCUGUUACAUGUUAUAUCGCACUAACCUUAACCCCGCCGUCUAUUAAAUAACCCGGACCAGUACCCCAGUUGGGUUUCGUACCUUGAUUGCGUGACUGUCACGAGAGAAAAGAGCGCGCGAAGUUUUACUAAGAAGAAAGGGAAGAAGCUUCAAGACAAGCUACACUGAAGCUAGUGGUUUUUUGUCCAUAUUUUGCUUCCAGUACACUCAAAAAUGGGCUUCAAGACCUGUUGUGCGGUUUUUGUGGUGAUCGCCGGUAUCUCGAUCGUAGUUAUUCCUAUGCUACUAAGCAAAUACCUGUUCCCGACUGGCGAGGUGCCUCGGAUCGAUGAACAUGAAUGGUGGGGGAAAGGACAAGAGAGCCGCGAGCAGAAAGAAGACACUUCCAUUAACCGAAUUUAUAUGAGUUUAUCCGAUGAAAUCCUGUCUGAUCUUAAGGACAGACUUUCUAAGACGUACUUCUUUGAAAACUUGGAGGGAAUCGAUUGGGAAUAUGGAAUAAACCCUGACUAUAUGAAACAACUUGUUGAGUACUGGAAAACAAAUUUUGAUUGGCGCAAACAGGAGACACUUAUUAACACUUAUCCUCAGUUCAAGACAAAGAUAAGCGGAAUAGAGGUUCACUUUGUGCAUUAUAAACCAGAUCAACUAAAAGAAGGUCAGCGUUUGAUCGCUAUAAUGAUGGUGCAUGGAUGGCCUGGGUCAUUUUAUGAGUUCUACAAAGUCAUUCCAAAAUUGAUUGCUGCUUCCACAGAUGAUUAUGCCUUUGCAAUUGUCUGCCCCUCUAUACCAGGCUAUGGUUUGUCUGAAGCUCCUCAUAAGCCAGGCUUUAAUUCAAUUUCUGCAGCUCGUGUUUUUACCCAGCUGAUGGAUCGGCUUGGAUAUGAGUCGUAUUAUGUUCAGGGCGGAGACUGGGGCAGUAUUAUCACUAGAGCAAUGGCAAUUAUGAAUCCAAGGUGAGAAAGGAAUCAUUUUAACAAUGACAAGACUGCUGACUGCCUUUAAGCAAACAGUAACAGAGUGUAGGGUUGUGACUUAAGGUGGCCAGCACCCUUACCCUUAAUCACUUAUUAUAUAAGCCAAAUAGGUAUAUAAUUAUGUGCCGCCCCAAUGGGUGUUGUUUUUAUGCCAUUUCGGUCUGAAAAUGGUUAUACACUUUGCCCAUCUUGGUAUGGAAUCAGGUAUGGGUUUUGAGGGAGUUAUGGGAGUGUAUGAGUGUAAAUUAUUGUUGCUUCAACUCCAAGUGAAUAAGAAAGAAAGAGUGAUAUGCGAAUUUAAAAUCGGUUGACAUUUUUUGGUCUGAGACAGGGUCAGGAUUGGAAAACUGGGCAACACACCCCCUCCAAGAAUACCCAUCAUCACCCUAAUUAUCCCAGGCAGUGUGGCGGGGUAGUCUGCAUGUGAGACUCGUAGUCCGGCGAGUCUCACCCAGCCUGGCCACUUGCUGGAUUUGUUCUUGGUUGUCCCGAGUUCAAAUCUUCAACCAGGCUUUCAAAUAAUCAACUGGUUGCCACCUAUCAGUUGGGGUUUUUCUAUUGACAUUAUUUGUUCCUAAGUAUUUGAGUAGAGUGCCUGUAAACUAGCUGGAUAAGCUAAGUGCACUUCCCACUACAAACAAACCUUAAACCUUUCUUUAAUCUUGUAACCUUAUAGAGUUAUGUCACAAGGAUUAUACCCUUGCGAAAUGGAAUUGAGAAUUCCUAGGAAUUCCUAGGAUUUUCCUAAGAAUUCCUAAGAAUUUAUUCUUAGGAAUUCUUAGGAAUUCUUAAGAAUUCCUAGGAAUCAAGGUGUGAAAUUUCACGGUAAUUGGAACAUGGAAUUCCUAAGAAUUCCUAGGAAUUCCAAGCUUUGCUCACCCAUCAGUUGGCUUGGAAAAUAUUCCUAGGAAUUCUUAGGAAUUCCUAGGAAUUGAAAGAAUAUAAACAGAAUGAUUACUUCUUAGGAAUUCCUAGGAAUUUCCUAGGAAUUCCUAGGAAUUCCUUGGAAAAGCUUGGAAUAGCUAGGUCAAUAGGGAUUGAAAGAAUAUAAACAGAAUGAUUACUUCUUAGGAAUUCCUAGGAAUUUCCUAGGAAUUCCUAGGAAUUCCUUGGAAUAGCUUGGAAUAGCUAGGUCAAUAGGGAUGUAACAAAUCGACCUGCUGCCGGAAUCAAGGGAUAUUCGAAUCAAAAACUGAUUUGCAUUUAAACCCUUAUGCUAAGGAAGUUAAUACUAGAGGUUGCUAUUUUGCUCUCCGAACCAGAAACCCAUAAGGCAAAUGUACAAAAACUGAAGCAAUGUUUAUUCCAGCAAUAACUGAAAAAUGGCUCUCCAUGUUAACAAAAAAUACUUCUUCUGCUUUACCUUGACUUAAAAAUUUCACUGCACUGAUCGUUUAAAUGUUCCAAAAAUUACAACAGUGACCUCAAAAAAUCAAAUUUAAGACAAUGACUUUUGUGAAGUAGGAAUCAAAUAAUUCAGUAUAAUGACUGUGGUCCUUAUAUACAUAUGAACAAACUUAGAUAUAGAUAUACUUACUUACACAUAGAUAUACAUGUAGUGUAAAGUAAACUAUCGCUAUAGUCAUGAUUGAAAAAAAAAAUGUAAAACAUAACCUGUUCAGGUGGAAUCUCUAGAUAGUGAGAUAAUGUAAAGUAACAUAUACCUACAGUCAUGAUUGAAAAAAAUAUAUAAAAACAUACCCUGUUGGUGGAAUCUACAGAUAGUGUUUGUUUUUAAUCCAAAUGACAACAUCAGCUGAACAUUCUCUUUUUCGUAAUUUAUUUUACCCAACAUACACAUCACCACAUUCCACACACAUGCAUGUAAAUAAACAUCUUUGAAUAAUUAAUACAGUGCAUGAAUAUGAAAAAAAGCUAAAUGACUGCUUUUUCCAAUGUCGCCGAUGCAGCCUUCUGAACUGAAGGUCCACACAUCAGGCAAGUGCUAGUGCUAGUUGUUUUUGACCUUAAUAUUGCAGCGAUUACUAAGACUACAUGUACCACAAGCAUUUAAUAUAAAACCUUAUGCAACUUAUACUAUGAAUUAAAGUUCAAAUGAACAAACCUACCGGCUGUAUUCUAAUAUUUUAUAUGUAAGUUCAAGUCUCAAGUCCUUAUAAAUUAACUGGAAAUUUCAUUGCUUCUAACUUGUAUAAGUAGCCAUUAUGCUAUUUCUUCUCCUAUUUUAUCUAACAUUGGUCUUGACAAGUCUGCUAUAACCUUGUAGCGCCAGAACAUACAGUUUUCAGAGUAUUCCACUGACUAUUUGCAACAAAGAGUACAGUUCUUUCGAUCUGCAGUAAACAAAAAGCAGCAAAAAGGGAUCUGAUCAAUGGCAUAUCUUCGCAUGCAUCUUUCAACUUUGUAAGCUUAUUUACGCAAAGUUAUCAGAAAACAUACCUUUCCACAUUAAUCCAGCUGAGUAAACUCACUUGCAAACAUGCUUUAUGUGAACACAAACUUCGCAAUUGAUCAAUUUGUCUCGAAAAUAACAUGGAUAAUAGAAAGACAGUCUUACGAAAAUACUUUGUUGCUUGUGAAGUCCGCGUGAAUUUGAACUAUUCAACGGAAGUUCAUUUGGCACUUUUCUAUUGGUUCAAGAGUCACACGUGACAAAGUAAAUCAAAUCGCGCAUGUGGCAAAGGCACGCGUGGAAGCCUGGGAAACAAGAAAACAUGGCGGCUAAUCUCGUCUUGCGAGGUCCAUCUUGCGAAGUGCUCCCGUUUGGGUCGAAAUAGCAGUUAUUUUCAACGUUAAUUAAGAUGAAGCAACGCAUUUGAAGUGUUAAAAGCAAGAAGUAAACUUAACGCUGUUCUUUUAAGUUGGGAAAGAAAAUGUUGGACCACAUUAUCAAUCAAAGAACUGCGACGAAAAACGUGUUGUGGCCGUUGUUCCGGGCUUGGCCGGGCUUGCCAUGCUUUUGACUGCACUCCUGAUGCAAGGGUUGAAGGGAAUCAAGACAGCCCAUGUCUUGUGCGUUUGCCUAAUUUCCGUGGAGUAUGUGGAUAAACAACGUACAUUUCAGACUGGAAAUGCACUUCAUAUUUUUAAAAACGAGACUUCUCAUUUCAGACAACAUUUUGUACUGAAAGUGUACUGGACAUGUAACAGCUUUAAAUAUUUAUUGCUGUAAUAUGCUGUAAUAAUGUAAUUUAGAUACGUUAAAUUGUUAUCUUAAUUUAAAUACUGGUUGGAGGUUUGUGAACAGCAUUCGCCACAUGUCAGCAUUACCAUAUUUAAGGUAACAUUGAGUUGAAUAUAAGAAUGUAAGUAUAGAAGUAUACAUUACCAGUAUGUUCUGUAUUAUAAGUUUAGAAUUGUUUCAGUGCAAUCACUUAAAAUUAAAAUGUGAAAAAAUAAGAAAAGACUACAAAAUCUUCUACAAUUUUUAGUCUUUCUGAUUUUUAAACAUCCCUGAGCUGAAUUCCUAAUUUGCAUAACUUAGAAUUCCUAGGAAUUCCCAGGAAUUCCAAGCCCAGUUGGCCUGAAUUUUUCUAUUCCCAGAAAUUCUCAACAAUUCUUAAGCUUCUAAAAUUGUAACACUUAGAAUUCCUAGGAAUUCCUAGGAAUUCCAAGCCUAGAGUGAGACCUAAUUUGCCAUUCCCAAAAAUUCUCAAGAAUUCCAAGCUUAUUUGAUGAAGGCUGAUUUGCAUAGUUGGGAAUUUUUGGGAAUUCCUAGGAAUUCUCAAGAAUUCCUAGGAAUUCCCAGAAAGCUGGGAAUUCAUUUCGCAAGGGUAUCGCUGUUCUGGGGAUCAAUUCUGUGCUGAAGUUAUUACUUAGCUCUUACCCAUAAACAAAAUGCACCUGUAGAGUUUUGAAGAAGACUAUCAAACAAAUUUCAUCAGGGAGCCCUGACCAUAAUAAUUUUUUGAUGAUUUUUGCAGUCACAGUAUUAAAACUUGAGAAAGAUAGCCCACUUUUUUCAUGUUUCGAGUUGUUAACUGCUCAGCCACACAAGCCUCCACGUAAUUGUAGAAGGGCUUUAAUUUUACUGUCUGCAUUUUUGAAGGGCAGGCCUAUAAAUAAAUUGUAUUGGAGGGUGUAACAAAAUACACUAGCCUGCGUAGCUGGCAGUUUUUUUGUGUUUUUUUUGUGUGUGUGUUCGAUAGACAUCUGCAUGCAAGGUCAAGAAGAAAACAUGUAAGAUCAAUCAAGCCCCUCGCCCUCCUCUUUGACUUUCCCAUUGCUUUCUUGUUUUACCUCGGUUCACUGCUUUCACACAGCUGAAUCUCACUUUAUUAGCCAAAAACGAAAAACCACCGGCUAUAUAUACAAGCUACAAAACCUGUGGGAGAUAUGCCCUCGUCUCAAGCCAUUUGACCUAUUUCAAUUUUUCACCAUACAAAUUGAAGGUAAAAUCUUUACUUUAUCAGUGUAAUUUUUGUGGAUUUUCAAUGUACAUCUUCAAAUGAACUUUUUUUAAUAACAGUUUAGUUCCAUUUUCCCUUUGAAAAUAUAUAGUUUCUCAAACCCGGCCCUUUUUGCAACUCCCAUAUGAUUGCAUAUCACUGACCCCUGCUUUCUAUUAGUCUACAAUCUGGCUACAUAUAGUCUAAUAUUCUGUCGUUUUUAUUGUAAUGUUUAGCCACAUUCGAGGACUGCAUCUUACUCAUGUUAUUUUUGGAUCACCUAUGAGGUCACCAUUUGCCUUAAUACAGGCAAAGCUUUUCUUCUCAGAGAAGGAACAGAAGAAAAUCUUCCCACUCCAGAAUUGGUUUUUCAAACUUCUGGCUGAGUCAGGUUAUUUUCACUUACAAGGUCAGUGCAAAGGGAAGUUAUUCCUGUUAAAUAAGGGCCUGUUUACAAUAUGAAGGGAGGAACAUUCUAGCACCAGGAAGAUCCAAGAACGCGGAUCAUCCUGGUGUAUUCAGUUUACAUGCAAAAACAAGCAACUGUCAAAACCAUGGAUCAUUUUUAGGGUUAGAAUAAGACAGUCUAUAAGGACUUAAAGAAUGAGCUUUUCUUUUCUGGAGAUUCAGAGAGUAUGAAAUUCAACACAGAAAUAAAAUAUUGCAUCUCUCUUGAAUUAGUAAAAGAAAAUUAUUUUAAUCGCAAUAGUACUUUAUGCAAAAAUGUAUGCAAUACAUGUAUGAAGAAGACAUGGGAAGGUAUAAAUGUGUUAAUCAGUCAUCAAAAAAGUAACAUUAAGCAAUCUCUCGUAUUAAGUGCCCCAAUAACACUGUUACCGCCAAACAACUGGAAAUUCCAAAUACCCUUAACAAACAUUUUGCUUAAUCUGUCAUAUAUUUUAUAACUCAGUCCAUCUUCUUGUGUCAUUUAUAUAGAUGUAUCUUCAAUCGGUGACAGAAUUAGUUGAGUCACUUUUCCCUAAAGAGGCCAGCUUUCUGACGUUUCACUGACUUCAAAAGGGGAAAAUAAAACUUUUCCUUCCCCAAUCCCGUCAUGCAAUGUUGUGCCACUUUUUGAGCUACCUAUAGAAAACAGUCACCCCAACUUUGAAUGGAGGGCAGGGGGGAGGGGUGUGGAUUCUUUUGUUUCCUGAAGUUACCCUAUUUGAGUUCAAUGUCUCAACAAUUUUGGUGCUUAUAUUGCUAUCCUAUUCCUUUCCUCUACUUAAUUUCUUCCUAGUUAUAGAUUACUUUAUGUUUUCCUCUCCCUGCCUCAAUUAGCCAAGCUAUUUUCGAGCAGAGGAUGUUUGUGUGUACAUGUAUGUUUUAAUUUUUUAAGAUCAAUAAACUUCACAAGGAUUUUCCUGGUAAACGGAUCUUCCUAGCAGACAACCAUUUCGUUUGGCAUUACCACGCACUUAUAGUUGUGAUAAUUCUUAACUUAAAGGUGGAUAGUAUCACCAGUAAAGAAAGCAGAAAGGCAGAAAGCAGAAAGUUAUAUUUUCGCCCUCCAUAUUUAAUUCCUUCUACACUUGGUAACUACACAUGGACCAAAAUUUUUGGAUGUAAACCCAACAAAAAGUUGUCAGUUCUGCUUUCUAGGAUCUUUCUGGUGCUUACAUCUGUGUAAUUAUAAUGAUGUCACUAAAUGACUUUGUUUUUUUUUUUUCAGCCACUCGUCCCCACUCUGUCGGCUUAGCAACCAAUGAUUCACCAGCUGGCCUGGCAGCAUACAUCGUGGAGAAGUUUGCAAUGGGGAGUGGAUGUCAAAUGACUGAUACUGCAAUGUGUUUAGAAUCUUGCUUUUCCAAAGAUGACUUGUUAACCAAUGUAAUGAUCUAUUGGGCAACCCACUCAAUUACAUCCUCAAUGAGGUUGUACUAUGAAGAAAUGCACAGUGCCGAAGCGCAGCAUGCAGCAGAAGGGUUAGUAACUGAGUUUAAGGGCACUAAAUCUAGGGAGAUGGAUCUUAGGGUACUUAAAAAAAAGGUUUACAUUUCAGUGUAAAUUAUAAAAGGUUGGCAUGUUUGGAAGUGUAGGAGUAGUGUGAUUUGAAUGAUAUGAAUGGCAGGAAUCAGCCUCAGGGGAUAAAUUGUGCAUAUGAUAUUUAAUGUGGGAAGGUUUUGUUGUUGAGGAAAGAAGGAGGGUUAACUUACACUGUAGCAGUAGUUUGUUGUAUUUUUAUGUACUUAGCUAGAUUUUCCCCACCAGCACACCUUACGCAUUGGGCAGUAAAACUGUUUCCUUUCAAAAGUCUUGGAGAAAGCUCAAAACAUUGAAAUAUCCAUAAUGUCAGAGGGUACAUCAGGAAAGUUAAACUUGGAGAACGUGAAUUUUUUAAUGGGCCUUAAGCAGGUGGGAAGUUCACAAGUUAAAGACCUGACUGUGGAAAAGGAAAGGUUGAUAAUUAUGAGGGGGUGAAGAAUUCCAGGUAAACCACAUCAAUGUCGCCUUGCCUAGCCUCCCCUAGACUUUAAAGAGUCCCAUGUUUUUCACAGGGAUAGAAAAAAAUAACUUGAACUACUUGCAAACUAAGACAUCACGUCUUUACCACAUUAGACGCACGUAUAGGAAAUUGAAAAUGUUCUAGAAGUUUUAAAGUCCUCUUCGAGCCUCGUCAGUCAAACAAAAAAUAGAACCACCUAAACACCUGUACAUGCCAGAAAUCACCAGUCCUGCUAGUGUUUAGUCCCUGCUUUAAUUGCCAUCUCUGAUCAUGCUGGCACUUAAUACAGGCUACUUGGGUAAGUUCUGGGAACAGGUUUUACAAAAAAAAGAAAACAGAAAAAGAAGAAAGAAGAAAAAUAUGCCAGAGAGGUCUGUUUUCAAUUUGUUUUUUGAACUAGGCAAGGAGAGAGGACCACGAUCAGUUAAGCUAUGAAAACGUUCUUCAGUAAACAAUCAAUACUAAACGAUUUUAUGUAUUGUGAUUUUGUAAUAGUAAAUCUGUACUCCAUGCGUUUCCAUUGAAACAUUUACGAUUGCGCACAUACAUCCUAUUGUACCAGCAGUGUAACACUGGCCUAUUUUUGUCCAGCAAUGCAUUAAAUUGAUGCUGUCCUGUGUUUUGAAGAUGCUUUUGAUUGUAAAAAAUGUUAUUUGUUUUCAUCACUACAGGAUUCCAAUAACAGUUCCUACAGGGCUGGCAGAAUUUCCUCACGAGAUUUUCCUCACCCCUGAACCCUGGACGCACAGCUUAUUUCUUGACAUUGUGCAGUAUUCUGAGAUUCCUCGUGGUGGACACUAUGCUGCUUUUGAAGAGCCAGAGCUGUUCGCCGAUGAUGUGAUCAAGUUUGUAGAAAAAGUUGAAAAGCGUAUUGCAGCCAAAAAGGCCAAAGACACAACUGAACCUAAGUCUGAAUGA